AGGCCGAGGCACCCAGACCCAGCCACUCCCCCAGCAGGCCAGCAGCACCUCGCCCAAAACCCUACGCCGCUCAACCAUGCUCCUCCGGCGACCGCUCCAAACCCUCACUCUCCCCCUCCUCCGCCGCCACUUCGCCGCCGCCGCCGCCGCUGAGGCGCUCGUGUCCCCACACCAAGCCGUCGACCCGCUCUCCCCGCCGUACGACUACCUCCCGGGCCACCCGCGGCCAGACGCCAAGCACGAUGAGGUGAUCCUCGCCGUGCCGCGCGCCUCUUCGGGGCGCCACGUGGCCGCCAAGGAGCGCAAGGCCGGGCGGGUCCCCGCCGUCGUCUUCGAGCAGGAGAACGGACAGGAGGGCGGCAACAAGCGCCUCGUCUCCGUUCAGUCAAAGCAGAUCCGCAAGCUCGUCGACCACCUCGGUCGCUCUUUCUUCCUCUCCAGGCUGUUCAGGCUGCAGGUGUGGUCAGAACACGCCGGGCAGGGUGAACUCAUCGAGAGCGUCCGCGUCCUACCCCGAAAGGUACACCUGCAUGCAGGCACUGAUGAACCACUGAAUAUCACAUUUAUGAGAGCACCUUCUUCUGCGCUUCUCAAAAUAGAUGUUCCUCUGAUGUUCAUUGGAGAGGAUGCCUCGCCUGGUCUCAGGAAAGGAGCCUACUUCAACACCAUAAAACGAACGGUCAAGUAUCUGUGUCCCGCUGACAUAGUACCACCGUACAUUGAAGUGGAUCUAAGUGAGUUGGAUGUAGGACAGAAAUUGUUGAUGCGCGAUCUGAAAGUUCAUCCUGCGUUGAAGCUGCUUCAGUCACCAGAUCAGCCCAUCUGUAACAUUAUCGGAUCAAGGGCUCCAGAACAGAAGAAGGGAAAAUAACUUGCUUCUUUGUAUGAACUGUUUUGAGCACAAUAAGGUUCUCUUUUUCUUUUGGUUUGUUUUUCAUACCUGAGUGAUUCAGGUGUUACUUGUCCUACUGGUAGGAUGAAUUGUAGCCAGAGAAGGAAUGUUUUGAGCAGGCAGAUGCUACAGCUAGACGCACUUGCAAAGGUUCCCAAAUAUGGUCUUGUAGUGUUCACAGAAACUUAUGGUGCGGCGAGCAUUGUUGAAAAUUAAGUCAUCAUUGUUUGCAAUCUAAUCUAGCAUUACAUAUUUACAAUAUGAUUUAGAUAGCAUAAGUUUGUAAGGAUGAUCAAGAAAGAAAAAUGCUCUUUUAUCUUUUGCCAUUGUGAUGGCUUAAGCUCUGUAUCUGUGAUCACCCUGGAAGCUCAAUGUAUCCUCAGUUGCCCAUCUUCGAUACUGGGCUGGUCUAGUCACA
Messenger RNA from Sorghum bicolor (sorghum), 1310 nucleotides. Its product is annotated as 50S ribosomal protein L25. The transcript is spliced from 3 exons. Gene Ontology annotation, molecular function: structural constituent of ribosome; 5S rRNA binding. Lineage: Eukaryota; Viridiplantae; Streptophyta; Magnoliopsida; Poales; Poaceae. The record is from RefSeq and is a predicted model, not a curated record. Bases 77 to 871 code for a protein of 264 amino acids. Gene Ontology annotation, biological process: translation. Gene Ontology annotation, cellular component: ribosome; cytosolic large ribosomal subunit.